CAACAUUUCUUUUUUUCUUUGAAAAUCACUCGUUAAAAAGAACAAAAAAAUAUGUUUCUGAAUCAAAUUCAAAUAUAAAUCACAUAAAUUUGUAAAAACCGUUACCAAAGCCAAAUCACCAGCACAUGAUGAACGCGCGCAGCAUCGGCAUGCUGAAAAUGCUCAGACACUCAUGGCGCACGUUUCCCCGCCGUUUGGCCACCAAGGUCACUACGUUGGGCGGCGACGAGGUAGGCAGUGGCACCGGAAUCGGCCAGAUCACCGGCGGCGUGCGCACCAGCGAUGGGCCCCAAAAGGUGAACACGCCGUCCAAGGAAAUCGUAACCCACCUGCCGCCCCUCACCGAGCCAUUGCCCAACCUGCCGGAGGCAGUUUACGCGGCUCCGCUGGCGGAGAGUGCCAUCACCAAGGUGACAAAGCUGCCAAACGGUUUGCGUAUUGCCUCUGAGCCCCGGUACGGUCAAUUCUGCACCGUGGGUCUGGUGAUCGACUCCGGCCCGCGCUACGAGGUGGCCUACCCCAGCGGCGUUUCGCACUUCCUUGAAAAGCUGGCGUUCAAUUCCACAGUCAACUUCCCCAACAAGGACGCCAUACUUAAAGAGCUGGAGAAGAACGGCGGCAUCUGCGACUGCCAGAGCUCGCGGGACACGCUAAUCUAUGCCGCAAGCAUCGACAGUCGGGCCAUCGACUCCGUGACGCGUCUGCUGGCAGACGUCACCCUUAGGCCCACACUCAGCGAUCUGGAGGUGAGCCUGGCCAGGCGUGCCGUCAACUUUGAGCUGGAGACGCUGGGCAUGCGACCGGAGCAGGAGCCCAUUCUGAUGGACAUGAUCCAUUCGGCGGCUUACAGGGACAACACCUUAGGCCUGCCUAAGCUGUGUCCGUUGGAGAACCUGGACCACAUCGACCGGAAGGUGCUGAUGAACUACCUCAAGUACCACCACUCUCCCACCCGGAUGGUAAUCGCUGGUGUUGGCGUGGAUCACGAUGAACUGGUUAACUAUGUGAAAAUGUACUUCGUGGAGGACAAAGCCAUCUGGGAGACGGAAGAACUGGACGAUUUGGGACCCAAGCAAGUGGAUACGUCUAUUGCACAAUACACUGGUGGCUUAGUUAAGGAACAAUGCGAAAUCCCCAUCUACGCGGCUGCUGGUCUGCCUGAACUGGCCCACGUGGUCCUUGGCUUCGAAGGCUGCUCCCACCAGGACAAGGACUUCGUGCCACUGUGCGUCCUGAACAUCAUGAUGGGCGGUGGUGGCUCCUUCUCCGCCGGCGGUCCCGGCAAGGGCAUGUAUUCGCGUCUGUAUACCAAGGUGCUGAACCGCUACCACUGGAUGUACAGUGCCACGGCGUACAACCAUGCUUACGCCGACACUGGACUGUUCUGCAUCCAUGGCAGUGCACCGCCGCAGCACAUGAACGACAUGGUCGAGGUGCUCACCCGAGAGAUGAUGGGCAUGGCGGCAGAGCCGGGAAGGGAGGAGCUGAUGCGCUCCAAGAUCCAGCUACAGUCCAUGUUGCUGAUGAACUUGGAGUCGCGACCUGUUGUUUUCGAGGAUGUGGGCCGCCAAGUGCUGGUAACGGGGCAUCGUAAACGACCUAAGCAUUUUAUCAAGGAAAUUGAGAGUGUCACUGCCGCCGACAUCCAGCGCGUCGCCCAGCGCCUUCUCAGUUCCCCGCCCUCGGUGGCCGCCCGCGGGGACAUCCACAAUCUUCCUGAGAUGAGCUACAUCACCAAUGCGCUGAGCGGUUCGGGACGUUCUGGCCUGGGCCGCCGGCUUUCCCUGUUCAAAUAGCGCUGGAUGUGAGACCACAAGAUCUGAGAGAUCGUUUCGCUUUGUUUGAUUCGUAAUUCACAAUCGUGUUAAGUUUAAAUUGGCUAAAAUAUUUACCAAAAUUCGAUUCGGA
Molecule: messenger RNA, 1908 nt
Organism: Drosophila elegans
Lineage: Eukaryota; Metazoa; Arthropoda; Insecta; Diptera; Drosophilidae
Product: mitochondrial-processing peptidase subunit alpha
Exons: 6
Coding region: 126-1796 (556 amino acids)
Cellular component (GO): mitochondrion
Molecular function (GO): metalloendopeptidase activity; metal ion binding
Source: RefSeq, a predicted model, not a curated record